Messenger RNA from Mercenaria mercenaria, 7550 nucleotides. Its product is annotated as ras-related protein Rab-5B-like. Bases 207 to 848 code for a protein of 213 amino acids. NCBI's taxonomy places the organism in Eukaryota, Metazoa, Mollusca, Bivalvia, Venerida, Veneridae. The transcript is spliced from 7 exons. Gene Ontology annotation, molecular function: GTP binding; GTPase activity. The record is from RefSeq and is a predicted model, not a curated record.
CGUACGAUUUCCGUAAAAAUAUUAACUUCAUUUUCAAAUCCAGUUUGUCCAAAUUGUCGGAAGAGAUCAAGUUAAUGUUAAAAAGAAGAUGAACGCAUUAGCCUUCAUCGUCAUUGAAUGAACUUUAAAGCUUCAUAUAAAGCUCACUGUUAUAGAGCACAUCAGUGGUUCGAGUUGAACAAAGUUGAGUGUGUUAAGAAAUUAAGAUGUCACAACGAGGGGGAGCUCAGAGGCCGAACGGCGCCGCACAAGGAAAGAUCUGUCAAUUUAAGCUGGUACUACUAGGGGAAUCUGCAGUAGGAAAGUCAAGUCUUGUACUGAGAUUUGUUAAAGGACAGUUUCAUGAAUAUCAAGAAAGCACCAUCGGAGCUGCAUUUUUAACACAAACAGUCUGUUUAGACGACACGACAGUAAAAUUUGAAAUCUGGGAUACAGCGGGUCAAGAAAGAUACCACAGUCUGGCACCUAUGUAUUACAGAGGGGCACAAGCUGCAAUAGUCGUUUACGACAUCACAAAUCAAGACACAUUUGGUAGAGCCAAAACGUGGGUAAAAGAAUUACAGAGACAGGCAAGUCCAAAUAUAGUGAUAGCACUGGCUGGUAACAAAGCUGAUUUGGCAAACAAACGAAUGGUUGAGUUUGAUGAAGCUCAAGCAUAUGCAGAUGAAAACAGUUUGUUAUUUAUGGAAACUUCAGCAAAAACUGCCAUGAAUGUUAAUGAUAUAUUUUUGGCAAUAGCUAAAAAGUUGCCAAAAAGUGAUAGUGGUGGCCAGGCUGGUCAGAGACCACAGGCUGGUGUGAGAUUAAAUGAACAGAAUCAGCCCUCAGAAGGUGGCUGUUGUAAAUAAUCUGUGAUCUGAUUGGCUGAACUGUGGGUCAUGUGAUCAAAUUUGGUCCAAUCAUAAAAACUGUAACAUUUUGAAAAAAAAAAUUGGAAGGACAGUGAAACAAAAAGUGUUUCUGCAAAAAUUCUUCUGACGUUUAGGAAGAUGGAAACCAGUUUCAUUGACAAACUUGGAGAAUGCUCUGAAGGUUUCGGAGAAAGUUUGCUCCACACUGGACAAUGGAAAUAAAACAAUAACCAAGUGUUAGAGUGCUUCUCCCUUUGGAAGAAGAAUAUAACAGAUGUUUUCAUUCAUUUUGAGGAUUGCUUAUAAGCUAUUCAUGUUACUGUGUUCCAGCUUUACACUGAUGAACAUGGUAGUUGUUCUUUCUGUGUAGAGUGAUAUUGUUCAUAUUUUUUAUCCUCCGUAAAAGUUAAAAUGCACGUCGUUAGUCUUAUUAUUUUUCAGCAGUUAUGUUGCUUCUAAAUAUCAACAUAGCUUUUUUCCUCUGGCAUUAUGGGAUUUAUGGAUUUAUGCAUCAAAUGGAAGAAAAUUUGUUUACCAAAUUUAUUAUAGAUUGAUAAUAUACAUGUUCUAAUUAAUCAGGACACAUUGAAUAAAAUAUUUCAAAACAAUAUCGGCAUUUAAAAGGCAUGAUUUUGUAGAUUCUGUUACUGUCUACUUAAAAUGUAAUUGUGCUGUUUAAUUUGUGAGUUUGGUGAAAAUUAGCUUAAUUUUUACAGAAUUUCUCUAUGCCAUCAGAUAUAUAAAUGUAUCUGAAUAAACGUCUGUUAUUCAAUGUUUUCUCAACCCCGUUCAGUACAUUUUUGUCACCUGUUUUGUAACGUUUUUGAAGAAAUUGUUUUUGAUUGUUAUAAUACUGCGUUUUCUUGUGUAGGACAGAUGAAAAACGCUGCUAAAUCGUACAACUGUUUAGUGUGCAGGCUUUGUAUAUGAUUGUACAAGAAUUUCACACCUGUAUUCUCAUUAUGUAAUCCACAUAUAAGUGUUUUUUUGCAAAACAGGCAAAAGUGUAAUAGCUUACCCGCGUUUAAUGCCAUUAUAGAUUUCUCCGACCAUUGUUAAGUGUAUGUGAAUAAGAUUUUGAUGUUGAGAGGUAAUCCUUUGUCAUCCGUUAUGAUUUUCCUGGAAACUGAAUAUCAGAGAGGUUCUUCAGUUAAUUCUUGAUGUUUUAAUCAGAUAAGUUUCUUCAGUUUAUUUAUGUCUAUAUAGGCUAAAAAACUUGGAAUUGUUUUUUUCUGGUGUAGAACAAAGAUAAUUUAAAAAAAGGCUUUUUAAAAGUUUUAGUACUGAAAGAGACUGGAAACAUGAGAAAAUUAAGAGACAAGUUUAGUCAAAGGUGUUUAAAGCAGUCAGCCAAGGGGGUGUCACAGUUUUGCUGCUAAAAGCAGGUCGCUACUAAAGACAAGUUUGAACAAAAGUAGAAGUUGGAAAGUCAGCUUGGCUGCCUAAGGCAAAUGGCAGCUUGAUUCAGGGGUCGCUAAGACAAGUUCAGCGGUAUAGUAAUCUAUCAAGUAGUACAUUUUAUUUUAUAUAUGCUGUUCCAGAUCACAGUUGGACCUGUGUAAAAAAAACACCACACAAAGUGGUAUUUAUUUGGAGGUGAUAUAUAUUCACGGGUCAAAAUGCACAGCUGAUACUUAUUUUUUUCAGCUGAUUUCCUCUGAUUGGAUAGAAAAUUUGAAAUAAAAGUGGUAAGACUUGGUCAGAUGUGUGCUAAAAUUUUGAUUUUGUUGAAAGCUAUGGGGGAUAUCCAAUGUUUUUAAGGAUUCCUUUUUUUUGUCGACACGCAAUCACAUCCCGAAAUUUUAAGACUGGACAUAAAACAUGAGGUCUUUAUAUCUUGGUGGUCACUGUUAACCCUUACCCUGCUAAAUUUCUAUAAUGAACUUGUCCAUCUUUCAAUUUGGACAUUAAAAGGGUUGCUUGCCAUAAAGAUACUGACUGAAAAACGAACAGUGAAGAUCUUGUUCAGACUGCAUGGAUGUGCAGGCUGAUCAUGAUCUACACUGGUCACACAGGUAGAACCAAUCAUGUACAGCAUGCUAAGGGUUAAGGCAUGGUGUUAAGCACAGGUUUGUGUGUGUGGAUGAAAUUGAGAUAGGGAUUCAGAACAGUUUUACAUGCAUUUCUUUUGUCUGUAGCUUUAUUAUACUGUGUUAAUGCUUCAUGCUAGCAGCUGCAUUUCUGUCAUUUUCAGUUUCUUUAAUUACAUCAGUGCAAGUGUUUUAUAGCAUUUCUAUUGUCUUUUGACUAUGUCUGUUUCUAAGUAUUGGAAACCGCACUGUGCAACAUCUGGAAUGUGUUUACUUUGUGUACAUGUAUGGAUACUAUCAUAAUAUAGAUAAAACACUGGUCAUAUUAAGUGAUCUGGUAACUGUAUGUUCAAUUUUAUGGAGGCAUUGCUUUAACUUUGUUUUUAUUUGUAGUUUGACUGAUACAAUUAAAUCGCUGUUACGUGACAAAUCACAAAAGGUGGUGGGCCCGAAAUGGUACUAGGAAAUUUCCAUGUGAUAACUUGGCAACUUGCACAUAGCUUUUUUUUUGAAAAUAAAAAGCCGAGAAUGCCAAAAAUAGCAUAUGGGAGACUACAUAAUUUUCUGAGUGUCAUUACUGGUUCACAACCUUAACCUAUACCCUGCUUAAUUUGUAUAGUCAAACUGGACAGUACCAUUAACUGUUAAAAGGGUUGCUUACCAAAAAGAUACUGACUGAACUACAAACAGUGCAGAUCUUGAUCAGACAGUCUGACUGCAUGGAUGUGCUGGCUGAUCGUGAUCUACACUGGUCGCAAAAGCAGAAUCAGUCAUGUCCAGCAUGAUAAGGGUUGACAUGUAUAAAGUUUAUAUGAUACGAAUCACCAAAGUAUGGUAUUGUGACUGCUUUUUCAUAAUCAGUGUUUUAAUUGCCGGACAUAAAAAACUUUGAUUACCCUAUCACUCAAAAAUGUGUGUUUGUACACAGUGAGGUUCAGCCGGUAUAGUGUUUAGCUUAACAGAAAGGGGAGAUGACUGAGGAAUUCUUUUAUAUCAGAAAUAAUGAUUUCCAAGAGUUAUCUCCAAUUGUGUUUUUGCUCAGAUAGUAAUACUGAACAUUUCUAUUGUAAAUAUGACUUUAUGUAUCUUAAUGGAAACAAAACAGUGCAUGCUGUUAAUGACUUUACAGGUAGACUGAUCUUUUCUGAAAGAUGUUUAAAAAUGUUUAUUUACAAAAAAAAAAAACCCAUCUCUAGAGAGUGUUUUAAGAGAAAAUAAUUAACUUCAUUUAGCCUCUACCUCGAGUAAGAUGUGUGUAUAAUGUAUAUAUAAUCAAGACACUAACAUGUUCUAAAUUUCUAUCUGGUCUUUACAUUACUUAAAGCACUUUUUGUGGGAUGGCCAUCUGAAAAUUUCUAUUUUUCAGAAAAAGUUUUUUUUUAACCUUAAGUAUAUUAUAGACAAAACAAGAAGUGUUUCUGUAUUUCAGUCAAAAAUGUGUGUUUCCUAUUGAUUCAAGCUCUCUUAUCUUGUUGGUAGUAUUUACUUAUUAUGAGGCAGUACUUGAGAAAUGAAAUGAGCCGCGCCAUAAGAAAACCAACAUAGUGGCUUUGCGACCAGCAUGGAUCCAGACCAGCUGCGCAGUCUGGUCAGGAUCCAUGCUGUUCGCUAACGGUUUCUCUAAUUGCAAUAGGCUUUGAAAGCGAACAGCAUGGAUCCUGACCAGACUGCGUGGAUGCGCAGGCUGGGCUGGAUUGAUGCUGGUCGCAAACGCACUAUGUUGGUUUUCUCAUGGCGCGGCUCAUAUGUUCCAAACAGUGAUUUGUCUUCAAAUCAAAUUAUUUCUGAGUUGAAUGUCAAGGAAAGUAUAUCACUGGGAUGCAGCCUUAGUGAUUUGAUAAUACAUGUCUGAACUACAAGAGAAAGUCACUGUUUGAGACAUUUUAGUUAGAUUUUGAUACAAUAUCAAGGAUUAUUAUCAACAACUUCUACGAUAGCCGCAAAAUAGUUGUCUGUUUUGUAUAGUGUGACACUAUGAUGGAAAAUCAGUGGAAAAUCAGUGGAAAAACGAACCGUGACUUUGUUGCAUAAUAAUGCACAGUUUGUCUUCUUUGUUUAGUAGAGAAAUAAGUUUGAUCAUGUUAGAAUGAUAAUUAUUAAGUGCUUUGGUAUAGAUUGAUUUUUACUGUUUGAUACUCUGUGAUUGUGUUUGUUACUUUACAAAUCAUGGUUAAAUUGUGUUCAUCAACUAAUUUAAACCUUAAUUCUUAACCUUUAGCCUGCUAGCGGCAAGUGAUUCUGCCUCUGCAACCAGCACGGACCAAGAUCAGCCUGCACAUUUCUGCAGGCUGAUCAUGGUUUAUACUGUUUGCUAUUCAGUCAGUAAAUUUUCAAUGAACACCCCUUCGGAUAAUAAAUGGUAUUGCCCAAAUUAAAUGAUGGACCAGUCCAUUUUAGAAAUUUAGUAGGCUAAGGGUUAAUUAUUCCAGAUGGCUGUUUAUAUACAAAGUUCCUGUUAUUUUAUAUAAAUGAUGCCUUGUAAACAAUUAUUUAAAGGAAAAAAAAUAAAAAUGUAUAUGUUGUAUGUAUAAUGAUAUUUACUAAAGACUUGAAUGAUCUUAGUAGGGACGAUAAAGGCAGAAAUUACUGAAAACUUAAGAUAAUUUAUGUCAUUUACUUGUAGGAAAGUUUUAAUUAUGGACCGGCGCAGAUGUACUAAAAUUACUUAAAUAUUGUAUGACGCAGUUUUUUUUCUGGUUGUGCAAGUUAGAAGCAUUUCAUAUAAUCCUCAGAACAUGCAAAAUGUUCUGAUAGUGCUUCUGGUUUCAUCAACGCUUUUCACAAUAUAUUUUUUUUAUUCUCUUCUAGAUUUGACCUAGUUAGAAAACUGAAGCCCUGGUUUUGAUUACAUUUACUUCAUAGCGCAACAAAGAGGUUGUUACAAGAAGGCUAGGGGUUCUCUUCACUUUUUGCUUACUAGGUCAAAUGUAAUGCAUUGUAUUUAUUGUAUAUUUGUACACUACACCAUUAAUUUUGUGUAAAAAAAGUGCAGUACUCAGUUAAAUAGAGAAGAGUUUUGUUAAUAUAUUGGUAUAAUUGAAAAUAUUAAAUAAUGGUACGAGUGAGAUAUUGUUGUUGUUAUUCUUUUUUCUUUUUAAGUUGUUGCUAUAUGUAUAACUAUGUAUACAUGUAUAUAAUGUUGUUUUUUUUUUGUUUGUUUGUUUGCUUUUUCAGUGUAUUUGUGCUUUAGAAAAAAAAGACAUAAAUUUAUGCUUUCUUGCAUAUUUAAAUUAGAAAUUUUUACAAGGGAUUUUUUUUAAACCUCUACUAUCUAUUCAGCAACAUGAAAACUAGUUACACAGGCCUAGGAUUUUUCAGGACUGGUCCCGAUUUCAGGCUUGUGGUUGCCAGAAUUUCCCUAUAUAAUUCUAUUGUUGAGAUUAUAGAUUUUCAGGCCUUUUUAUUUUUGACUGAAUCCCAGGCCUGGGUCACUUACAGUGCUAUAAUUUGUAUUAUAAAUUAAUCUAUAUAUUUUAAGUUAGUCAUAUGUCAUGGGUUUGAAAUUGGCAGGAGUGGGGACCCCCAGCUGCCAAUCUGUAUGGGUUUAUUUUUACAAAUGAAGAAGACUACCACCAAUGUCCUUGUUAAAGCCAUCCGCUUCAAGUAUGUGGAGAAGUUGACAGUUAAUUAACUGAAAUGCUGUUGAAAAACUUAAACGUAAAACAAAACAAACUAAAAGAAAAAAAGAACUGGUGUCCCUUGGGUUUUGCUCUCCAUUUACUUUUAUGUACUUGUAAACGUAGUUUUAUUCAUGCAUCAGUAUGUAGUUAGUACUUCAGCUGGAAUCAGCGAUGUUCAUUGGAAAUAGAGUUGUGACAGACCACACUGUAGCUCCAAGUGAGAAUGGCACAAUGUAAUCUGUUUAAAACUUAAAUAAUGCUACAAGAGGAUAAUUAUGUAUAAAGUAAAUGAAGAGGUUUACAAGGAAGCAAAAUUAAGUUGAAUUUAUUUAUAAUUUACUGAUGUUAUCUUCUCACAUUCUCUAAAUACAUCGAGUGAAACACAAUUUUCUUGUUGAUUUGGCUUUAACUAGUUUCUUUGACUAAAUUAAACUUCUUGUGAGAAGUUUGUUAAAGAUUGCAUGAAAAUGAAUACUUUCUAGGUCUUUGCCAAUAGACUUAAAAGUAUCAAAUGUUCUGUAGUCCUGAAGAUGGGGAAAAAAAAAAUUCUGUGUGAAGUUGUUUUCCCUUGCAUUGAUAAUUAAUACCUGUUUAUUUUCUUUCAAGAACAAUGUCUAUGGCUUGAAUACUAAGUCAUUCCACUGGUCAAAACCCCCAAGCUUAGAUCUUAAACUGUUUUCACUUCUUUGUUCUUCCAUUUUCAUGAAUUUGUGAUAUUUAUAUAUAAUGUAAUUAUUAUAUAUCUCUCAAACGAUAUUCCGAAAAUUGUUCUGAAAAGUUCUGUCAAAAUUGAUUAAGUUAUUAAUGUCACACCUUGAACCGUAACAAAUUCUGACUUUUUAAAGAAUGCUAGAUCAAAAUAUUUCCAGUGUUUUUCUAAUAUCGAAACUUUCUUUUAUCUCUUAGUCAAUUAUGUAUGAUUUUAGUGUUAAUGGUAAAUGUUUGGUUUGAAUGUGUUAGAAUUAUUUUACUGGUAAAAAGCUGUAUAAAUUAUUAUACAGAAAAAAUGUGUACCUAUCAAAAUAAAAAUAAAUCUUCAUCAUACACUU